Molecule: messenger RNA, 1230 nt
Organism: Eptesicus fuscus (big brown bat)
Lineage: Eukaryota; Metazoa; Chordata; Mammalia; Chiroptera; Vespertilionidae
Gene: FCRLB
Product: Fc receptor like B
Exons: 5
Coding region: 1-1230 (409 amino acids)
Biological process (GO): negative regulation of immune response; cell surface receptor signaling pathway
Molecular function (GO): transmembrane signaling receptor activity
Source: RefSeq, a predicted model, not a curated record
AUGUGGCCGCUGGCAGCCCUCCUGCUGCUGGUGGCCCUGGAGAAGCCCACGCUGUCCCUGCGCCCUCCCUGGACCACCAUCUUCAAGGGGGAGCGGGUAACCCUGCGGUGUGACGGGUACCACCCCCUGGUCGUGGAGCUCCGGCCCAUCAGCACCCUCUGGUACUUGGGCCACCUGCUGCUGCCCUCUCACGGGAGGAGCAUCGAGGUGCAGGCCCCAGGGGUGUACCGGUGCCAGACCCGGGGAGCACCCGUCAGCGACCCCGUCCACCUCUCUGUAUCCAACGACUGGCUGAUCCUGCAGGUGCCCUACGCCGCGGUGUUCGAGGGCGAGCCGCUGGUCCUGCGCUGCCGCGGCUGGUACGACAGGGCGGUGUCCCGGCUGCACUACUACCGCGACGGCCGCGCCGUGCGCUACUCCAGCUCCGGAGCCAACUACUCGGUGCCGCAGGCGCGCGCGGGCGACAGCGGCCGCUACCAGUGCUCGGGCACCAUGCGCCUCCCGGUGGAGAGCGCGCCCAUGUUCUCAGCCCCGGUGGCCGUGACCGUGCAAGAGCUGUUCGCAGCGCCGGUGCUGAGGGCGGGCCGCGCGGGGGCCGGCGGGGCGGUCCUUCGCUGCGAGACGCGCCUGCACCCGCGGAGGCGCGCGGUGCCGCUGCAGUUCGCCUUCUACAAGCACAGCCGCGUCGUGCGCCGCUUCGACUGGGCGGCCGAGUACCGAGUCCCCGAGGCGGAGGCCGGCGAGCUGGAGGCGCACUGGUGCGAGGCGGCCACGGCCUCCCGCAGCGUCCGCAAGCGCAGCGCGUGGCCGCAGCUCCCGGGGCGCGGGCCGCCCGGCGACCCGGCCGCCACCGCCCAGGGCCCGAAGGCCGAGCCCCUGGCGCCCGGGAACCAGCCGCUAUCCUUCCGAAAGUCCCUGCCGCCCACGUCGGCUCCGUCGGUCACCUCCGCCCCUAAGGCCACCUCCGCCGGGCCGCGGGCCCCCGCAGUCAGAGCUCCCGGCGCCGCGCCUGCUGCCUGCGCCCCGCAGACGCCACUGGACCCCGCCACGGGGCCCCUGAAACCCGAGGUGGACCUGCUGCUCCGAGAAAUUCGGCUGCUCAGAGACCUGCUGAGCCGAGUGGUCCUGGGAAUGAGGGGCCCGCAGGCCUCCCCCGAGCCCGAGGCCGCACCAGGGACGCCGGAGGCCCCCUGGGCUGAGUCCGUGGAGACCAGCGCUGCGGGGAGCUGA